AUGGACGUUUUGUCAAACGGAACGGACAUUGUGAACGUGGAUCAUCAGUAUGGUCACAUCAGUUUGCCUGGAAUCAUUGUCAUGAGUGUGCUUUUGAGUGUCGGUGCAAUAUUUAACAUUUACACGGGAUAUGUCAUCACACAAACUCGAAUCAAUUCACUCCUGUCCAAACUUCUGUUGUACAACCAAACAGUUCUGGACGCUCUGUACUGUAUCAUGAUGACCGCUUUUAUCAGCAACCGUUUCUUUGAGGAUCAUUUUCCGGACGACCCGGGAUCAAAUACUUUCAUAUGCUAUCUGCUACAAAGUGGAUAUCUGGUUCGUGUGUUUCGCACAAUGAUUGUGUGCAAUAACGUGUGUCAAUCCGCGGAUAGAUUUUGGGCAAUCGUUUAUGCACAUAGCUAUCGAGCAAACACCAAACUCUACGUGAUAUUAUGUUCUGUCAGUGUUCCCGUCUAUUCGAUUCUCGUUUCAGCCGCUCAAAUGGGUGCGGUACAGUUUGUGGAUGAUGACUGCCAGCAUCGGUCAGUUCUGACCUACAUGCCUUCAUUAUAUGUGAUUGAGAUUGUCUUUCGGUACGCUUUACCCCUGUGUACCACUAUCACACUGACUCUGUUGGCCUUGCGAAAACUCGGUGGAUUGGGGUUUUGGAAAAUUGUGACCAAAUCGCCCGUGACACUGUCGGAAGACGUGUCAUUAGGGGAGGAGAGAAAACGUGCGGCUCAGAUAAACGAGUUGCUUAUUGUGCAGAAAACGGUAUUCUGCCAUACCGGAGUUUUACUCCUGGAAAUGACUGUCCUUGAGGGAAUAGCCACCACAUUAACCGUGUUGGGUGAAACCACUGUGGUGAAUUUCGAGAUUUAUUCGCCCGUUCGUCUGUACUAUCUGUUCCUUUCCUCGUUGGUCUCUGCUCUCAAUCCGUGUCUGACGAUUCUGACCUUCCGGAAUUUACGUAUGACAAUGUUUAGUCAAUUGCAAAGAAUCCGGUUUUGGAACGGACAUAUCGACUGUCGGUCCAGGGGAAAAGAUUCCUCUACCAGUUAG
Echinostoma caproni is the source of this 1044-nucleotide messenger RNA. NCBI's taxonomy places the organism in Eukaryota, Metazoa, Platyhelminthes, Trematoda, Plagiorchiida, Echinostomatidae. The record is from the annotation of a GenBank genome assembly.